UUGCCGAAAGGAAAGUAACGUGGGAAAAUGCAGAGCUGGAGUCGGGUGUACUCCUCCUCGGCCAAGAGAGGCCAUUUGAGUCGAAUAUCUUCUCAUGGCCUACAGGGAGUUUCUGCAGUGCCUUUGAGAACUUACACAGAUCAACCAAAUAAUGCUGAUGUAACAGUGAUAGGUUCUGGUCCUGGAGGAUAUGUUGCUGCUAUUAAAGCUGCCCAGUUAGGCUUCAAGACGGUCUGUAUUGAAAAAAAUGAAACCCUUGGUGGAACGUGUUUGAAUGUCGGUUGUAUUCCUUCUAAGGCUUUAUUGAAUAACUCUCAUUAUUACCAUAUGGCUAAUGGAAAAGAUUUUGCUUCUAGGGGAACUGAAGUGCCUGAAGUUCGCUUGAAUUUAGAGAAGAUGAUGGAGCAGAAGAGUAUUGCAGUAAAAGCUUUAACAGGUGGAACUGCCCACUUAUUCAAACAGAAUAAGGUUGUUCAUGUAAAUGGAUAUGGAAAGAUAACUGGCAAAAACCAGGUCACUGCUAUGAAACCCAAUGGCAGCACUCAAGUUAUUGAUACAAAGAACAUUCUUAUAGCUACAGGUUCAGAAGUUACUCCCUUUCCUGGAAUCACGAUUGAUGAAGAUACAAUAGUGUCAUCUACAGGUACUUUAUCUUUAAAAAAAGCUCCAGAAAAGAUGAUUGUGAUUGGUGCAGGAGUAAUAGGUGUAGAAUUGGGUUCAGUUUGGCAAAGACUUGGUGCAGAUGUGACAGCAGUUGAGUUUUUGGGUCAUGUUGGUGGAGUUGGAAUGGAUAUGGAAAUAUCUAAAAACUUUCAACGUGUCCUUCAAAAACAGGGAUUUAAAUUUAAAUUGAAUACAAAGGUUACUGGUGCUACCAAGAAGUCAGAUGGAAAUAUCAAUGUUUUAAUUGAAGCUGCUUCUGGUGGUAAAGCUGAAGGUCUCACUUGUGAUGUACUCUUGGUUUGCAUUGGCCGACGACCCUUUACUCAGAAUUUAGGACUAGAGGAGCUUGGCAUUGAACUUGAUUCCAGAGGUAGAAUUCCAGUCAAUUCCAGAUUCCAAACUAAAAUUCCAAAUAUCUACACUAUUGGUGAUGUGGUUGCUGGUCCAAUGCUGGCCCACAAAGCAGAAGAUGAAGGCAUUAUCUGUGUCGAAGGAAUGGCUGGUGAUGCUGUGCACAUUGACUACAAUUGUGUGCCAUCAGUGAUUUACACACAUCCUGAAGUUGCUUGGGUUGGCAAAUCAGAGGAGCAGUUGAAAGAGGAGGGUAUUGAGUACAAAGUUGGGAAAUUCCCAUUUGCUGCGAACAGCAGAGCUAAGACAAAUGCUGACACAGAUGGCAUGGUGAAGAUUCUUGGGCAGAAAUCCACGGACAGAGUAUUAGGAGCACAUAUUCUAGGACCAGGUGCUGGAGAAAUAGUAAACGAAGCUGCUCUUGCUUUGGAAUAUGGAGCAUCCUGUGAAGAUAUAGCUAGAGUCUGUCAUGCACAUCCGACUUUAUCAGAAGCUUUUAGAGAAGCAAACCUAGCUGCAUCAUUUGGCAAGCCGAUCAACUUUUAAGUUAGAUUUUUUUUUCCUGAAAUUUCUGGGAAGCUUUCAUAAAGGUCACAUUUCUGAACAGAAAUUGCUCAUGGCU
This is a messenger RNA of Choloepus didactylus (southern two-toed sloth), 1636 nucleotides long. Its product is annotated as dihydrolipoyl dehydrogenase, mitochondrial-like. NCBI's taxonomy places the organism in Eukaryota, Metazoa, Chordata, Mammalia, Pilosa, Megalonychidae. The record is from RefSeq and is a predicted model, not a curated record. Gene Ontology annotation, molecular function: dihydrolipoyl dehydrogenase (NADH) activity; flavin adenine dinucleotide binding. Gene Ontology annotation, cellular component: mitochondrion; oxoglutarate dehydrogenase complex.